AUGAGUCUCGUACGCUCAGUCAGUGAAAUUACUGGAAACGACGGAAUUCUCACACAUGAAGCCGACGAACUUCUUCAAUUUUAUGAGUUCAAUUGCACCGAGAACGAAGAGCCCGAGCAAGAGCCCAACAUACAACAGAGCGAAAACAUUAAGAGCGCCAACGAGAAAGAGUUUACUUCCCCGUUGAAUGAAGUUAUGAAGAACCUGAAUGAUAUUCCGAAGUCCAUCGUCGAGAGUUGGGAUUUAUAA
Messenger RNA from Penicillium antarcticum, 249 nucleotides. RefSeq lists its product as uncharacterized. Lineage: Eukaryota; Fungi; Ascomycota; Eurotiomycetes; Eurotiales; Aspergillaceae. The transcript has 3 exons. The coding region runs from base 1 to 249 and encodes 82 amino acids. The record is from RefSeq and is a predicted model, not a curated record.